UCAAAUUACAAGUACAAUAAAAAACCAUGGCAUUUUUUCUUUCGUCUUUGACAAACAAGUUACCCAUGAUCAUCUCAAUGAUACUAUUACUACUCAUGUCCUUGUUUGAUUGUGAAUUAGCAGUUGCAACAACCGGCUCUGGCUGCGAUAGGAGAUGCGGAGACAUCGAUAUUCCUUACCCGUUUGGCACGUCGGAAGGAUGUUAUUUGGCUAACGACACCUACCGCGAAGAAAACUUCCUUUUGACAUGUACUAAUGAUAGCAUGUUGUCUUGGGAUAAAGUCAUAAGAAAUGAUUCAAUCCUGAUCAGCCAAAUAAAUGUUUCUGCUGGGCAUGUCAAAACGUUAUUUCCAAACAUUGCGGAAAACUGCUACAAUGAGUCGGGGCAAACAUUAGAGACGACAGCGGGUUCAUUUGUCGUGUCAACCACCGAAAACAAGUUCACAGUUUUGGGAUGCGAUACUUACGGUCAAAUGUCGCACAUACAGAACAAUAUGACAUUUUACUCGGCUUGCACGUCCUACUGUGCGAGCGAGACUAACGUCAAAGAUGGAAAGUGCGAUGGUUUAGGUUGUUGUCAAGUCCCCAUCUCCCAAAAUACACAGAGGGUGGACAAUUCAGUCUUAAGUUAUUACAAUCAUACCAAGGUGUUCAACUUUAAUCCUUGCGGUUAUGCUUUUAUUGCGGAUACAAGUGUCUAUAAAUUCUCUACCAAGCAUCUCAAGAAAAUGCCGACCAUGGAAGAGCGACCGAUCGUACUCGAAUGGGCUAUAAGUAAUAAGACUUGUCGCGAGGCGGAAAAAGAUACUCAAACAUUUGCUUGCAUAGGUCAAAACACUGUAUGUUUGGACGUUGAAAAUGGGGUAGGUUAUAGAUGCAUUUGUAGUGACGGAUACAAUGGGAACCCCUAUCUUGAUGGUUGUAAAGAUACAAACGAAUGCAAUGACCCAAAGCUUAAUGAAUGUGUGAAAAUCUGUAAGGAUAGAAAUGGGGGUUAUGAGUGUUCAUGUCCUUGGGGGUAUCAUGGCAAUGGAAGAAAAAGUGGGACUGGCUGUUCAAGGGCUUUUCCACUUGUGGCUAUAAUUGUUCUCAGUACUGCUAUUGGCAUAACAUCUUUAUUCAUGGUAUUGAUUUGGGUGUAUCAUUUGGUAAACAAAAGAAAUCUAAAGAAACUUAGAGAAAAGUUCUUUCAAAAAAAUGGGGGUUUCAUGUUGCGAAAUCAACUUUCAUCAAGUCAAGGGUCUUCUUCAAGUGAAACUGUACAGAUAUUUACUGCGGUAGAGUUGGAGGAAGCAACCGAUCGAUACAGCAAAGCUAACAUUCUUGGAGAAGGCGGUUUCGGCACUGUUUAUAAAGGUGUUCUUCCAAAUAAAAAAGUCGUCGCGGUCAAAGUGUCGAAAAACAUGCAAAGAGGUCAGGUUGAACAAUUCAUGUCGGGCGAAAAGAAGGGUCAAGUCGAAGAAUUUAUAAACGAGGUGAUUAUUUUAUCACAAGUGAAUCACCGACACAUAGUAAAACUAUUGGGAUGUUGUUUGGAGACUGAAGUGCCCUUAUUAGUUUACGAGUACAUCUCAAACGGAACUCUACAUGAUCACAUACAUUCUAAAAACGAUAAAACUAGUUCUCACCUCAUGUCUUGGGAAAAUCGUUUUAGAAUAGCCUCGGAAACCGCGAAUGCUAUAUCGUAUCUACACUCGUCCGCUUCCAUUCCCAUUAUUCAUAGAGAUAUAAAGUCUACAAACAUCCUCUUAGAUGAAAAAUAUGUUGCAAAAGUAUCUGAUUUUGGUGCAUCGAGGUUGGUAUCCAUUGAUACAAUGGAAUUAUCGACAAUGGUUCAAGGCACUCUCGGAUACCUAGACCCUGAAUACUUGCAAACAAGUCAAUUGACAGACAAGAGUGAUGUGUAUAGUUUUGGAGUAAUUCUAGCAGAAUUACUUACCGGUAGGAGUGUUCUUCGUUUUGAUUGUGAAGAUCAGAAGGACAAGAAUUUAGCUACAUAUUUUCUCUCGGCGUUAAAAAAUAACCGAUUAGCUGAAAUUCUAGAAGAUAACAUACUCAAGGAAGAAAGUUUUGACCGGAUCAAGGAAGUAGCCAAUGUUACAAAGAUGUGCUUGAGGGUGAGGGGAGAGGAUCGUCCUUCAAUGAAAGAAGUGGCAAUGGAGCUCGAAGGCUUGAGAUUAUCGGGAAAACACCCUUGGAUGAAAGACGACAAUGAAGAGACUGAAUGUUUGAUUGAUGUCACAUUGGAAACUUCGAAUAGUUACGAAUUUGGUGACAAAAGGACCAUAGAGAUGGGUUACCAUUCUACACAAAAACAAAUAGGGUAUCCAACGAGUAUGGGGAGAUAAUAUAGGCUUUAAGUGGAUCAUUUAUUUAUAUAUGUAAAUUUAGAAGGUAAUUUUGUUUUUCAUUAUUAUUAUUCAAUAUGUGAUGUAUGUUUACUCGAUUUAAUAGCAACAUGUUCUUUGUAUAAUUGU
Impatiens glandulifera is the source of this 2477-nucleotide messenger RNA. Its product is annotated as putative wall-associated receptor kinase-like 16. The record is from RefSeq and is a predicted model, not a curated record. Bases 27 to 2348 code for a protein of 773 amino acids. The transcript has 3 exons. Lineage: Eukaryota; Viridiplantae; Streptophyta; Magnoliopsida; Ericales; Balsaminaceae. Gene Ontology annotation, biological process: cell surface receptor signaling pathway; protein phosphorylation. Gene Ontology annotation, molecular function: protein serine/threonine kinase activity; polysaccharide binding; ATP binding. Gene Ontology annotation, cellular component: plasma membrane.